GAAGAAUUUAUGCUUCUGCUUCACUUGCGCAGUUUGGUGGGGCUUUCGAAAACGCUCCGCCCGGCCUUGUCUUUUCUCACGCGCAAUGAAAUUCUUCAGGAAGCCCGGGAGGUCCUUACUGAGGAUGACCUGAUGCAAUACGUGGUGUUUGCAGAUCGCCUGGCGAGAACACUGGACGGGGAGAGCCUCGUCGCAUUCCCUCCGCCGCACUAUGGUGCGACACAGCCGAUCUCGGAAGCAGAAGCCUUGGCGGUGCAGUUUCUUCAGGAAGGCUCAGGAUCGCUGUGGACAGCCAUCCGUGAGGUUGCCCGGAGCCUGGCCUUUGAGGAGGAUGCCAGAUUGUUAAACACGGCCAUCCUCAAGAUUCUGCAUACGCACACGUGGACCACCCUCAGCAUCCACCUCGACGACAUGACCAUGCCGCACUGUGAUAGGGCCAACGCUCCAGGCAACAGCCUAUUGCUGGGUCUUACUCAUCACAACAGUGGUGGACUCUGGAUUGGGGAUGGCCAGGGAAAGCAUGCUAUGCAGAUCGAUGGGGAGAUGUGCAAAGGUACUAUCUAUAACACCCAGGCCCAGGCGAUACUGUUCAACGCCCGCGAAAGCAUGCAUGGCACCAUUCCAUGGAGUGACAAUCGCUGCAUCAUUGUGGCGUACACCAUCGGGCA
Symbiodinium necroappetens is the source of this 668-nucleotide messenger RNA. The record is from the annotation of a GenBank genome assembly. Lineage: Eukaryota; Dinophyceae; Suessiales; Symbiodiniaceae.